AUGAUCACCCAUCCUCUAAGAGGAUGUAGACUAACAAUUCCAGUUCGACGUCAAAUUCCUAUAGUACAAACUAGUUUUCAGGAAACAAAUGGGUUCAAAUUUGUGAAAGGUCGGAAGCAAUACAAAAUUGCUUCGUGUGAAAGGCAAGUUGGAGAUACCUCGAGUUCUUUGCAAGAAACAUUGGAGACUAAUUCAUUGUUGAACAUCAAGUUGGAGGAGACUAAAAAGAAGAUAAGAGCUGAGUUAGAGCAAAAACUGAUCGAGGUGAUACCAGCUAAAGAGGUGGAGUCGAGAUUGAAGGAGAAGGGUGCAAUUAUUCAUAUUGAUGACUUGCCGGAGGAUAAAGAUCCUGAAAGACUAAAGACUCCCCUUGAUGACCAUAAGUAG
This is a messenger RNA of Sphenostylis stenocarpa, 387 nucleotides long. The record is from the annotation of a GenBank genome assembly. NCBI's taxonomy places the organism in Eukaryota, Viridiplantae, Streptophyta, Magnoliopsida, Fabales, Fabaceae.